CAACGUUGGGAGCAUUUGGGUCUGCCGGGUUAGCUCGACCAUUAUAUUGUGAACUGCUUUAGGAUUGUCAACUUUCAGCGAACGUUCGCCGUGAACCGUAUACGAUGAGAGGCACUAGUAAGUGGAACAUCCUGGUCCCGUUACUGCUGACAGUGCACCUGACAGGCGGCAUGACCAUCCCGGAACACAUGGAGAUCCUGGACGGCUACGAUUUCGGUCCACCCAUCACCGAACUUGAUGGCGAAGAUGAAGGAUACGCAGAGCAGCGCAGUUUGCUGGAGCCAUUUCUGUUUAGUGCGAUCCGAAACCGGCGAGCAAAUCGCGCUAAACGGGAACUAGCAGAGGAGGCCACUACCACGCCGGCCGCGACCGAUGUCACCGAACAUGAAGCGCUACCCGAGGCGGCGAUGCAAUUAAUGAGAGCAGCAUACGAUCACGACAAUAAGCCCAUGGUCGAAAGAUCGUGGCCGAACACACCGUACAAACCCGAGUUUCAGGCGAAAGUGAUACGGGAAGAGGAUGACUCUAAUGCUGCCGCUUCGGUGCAGGUCAACGAAGGCAUAAAGUCACGUGCACCGAGGGUUAACUUUAUAACGCAACAAACUAAAAAGCCCGACCAAUCGGAAGGGGGAAACCCGGGAAGAGAGAAAGUUAUUCGCGAACUCUACCGGAAACCGGUGACGGGCGUUUACUACGAGCGGCCGCGGCCGAAAUCAUUCGACUCCUUCAUGGCCCCAUCGCAGCAACCGCUGUAUCCUUCGCGGAUGUACAGCCGGUACGAUCCGUUCCCCAUGAUCGAUCGGAUGUACCCUCCGGCACCGCAUCGGUACGAUCACUACUACGAGCGGCGCUACGACGUGGACUACGAUUCCUACUUUCCCCGCUACAAGUUUCCGUUCUACUACUACUACCCGGACAACCGUUACGACGUGCCGUUGUAUCACCGUGAUCGUAACUAUCUCUACACGAACGAGCUGAUGCACGGCAUUCCUUCCACACCCGGCUCACCGCCGAUGCGCAACCGACGGAUCAUCUACUACGCCACACUGCCGGAAAUUGUGCGGACACCUCCAAACGUGGAGCUGCGAUACCGGAACCGCGAUCGGUUCGAUCGUCCACACGUGGUCAGCUCUACCCCGGCGUCGUUCGGUUCCUACAAAGCUUCGGACCGGUUCGGAAGUCCUGGCGACAGCCGCAAGGAAGAUAAAUAUGUCAGCUCGAAACCAAUCAAAAUCGUUCGGGAAGCCGAUUUGCUGGCUGGCGGUUUAGGGAUUCAGUCCAGUAGCUCGCAGAACAGAAAUGUAUUGCCACCUGGGCAAGAGAAGCGGUGGAGCGUCCGGAAUAUAUAG
Anopheles cruzii is the source of this 1349-nucleotide messenger RNA. RefSeq lists its product as uncharacterized. The transcript has 2 exons. The record is from RefSeq and is a predicted model, not a curated record. Bases 105 to 1349 code for a protein of 414 amino acids. NCBI's taxonomy places the organism in Eukaryota, Metazoa, Arthropoda, Insecta, Diptera, Culicidae.